CGCCCGCAGAGGGCCAGGUCCGGGGACCGCCGCGCCCUGCGCCAUGGACCCGUUCCUGGUGCUGCUGCACUCGGUGUCGGCCAGCCUGUCGAGCGGCGAGCUGACGGAGCUCAAGUUCCUGUGCCAGGGCCGCGUGGGCAAGAGGAAGCUGGAGCGCGUGCAGAGCGGCGUCGACCUCUUCUCCGUGCUGCUCGAGCAGAACGAGCUGGACCCGCACCACACCGAGCUGCUGCGCGAGCUGCUCACGUCCCUGCGGCGCCAGGACCUGCUGCGGCUCAUUUUCUCUCGCCCCCUGCCCCCCCGCCCAGACCUGUAUGCGGCAUUCGACAUCAUAUGUGAUCACGUGGGGAAAGACUGGAGAAGACUGGCCCGUCAGCUGAAAGUGUCUGACAGCAAGAUCGACGCCAUCGAGAUGAAGUACCCCCGCAACCUGACGGAGCAGGUGAGGGAGUCGCUGAGAGUCUGGAAGAGCAGCCGGCGGGAGGACGCGGCGGUGUCCCAGCUGGUGGAGGCGCUGCGGGCCUGCCGGCUCAACCUGGUGGCGGACCACGUCGAGGAGGCGCAGCAGGCCCGGGGCCUCCAGAGCGAGAGCGAGAGUGCCAGCGGCUCUGUGUCCCCAGUGUCCUGGGGCUCGGACGCCCCCGCCUCCAGAGCCUGCUGAUGGCCCGAUGCUCUUUCCCGGGGACCGGAGGGCAUCGGGCAGUCUGAACUUCAGGUCCCUCUGCCACGGGAACCAGAUGCUUCCCGCGCGCCACCACUGUGAGGACCAGCAGUGAGCCAGAGAAGGGACCCCAGCGUGCACAGCCACAGAGCCCGGCCACAGAGCUGUGUCUCAGAGCUGGUGGUGACUGAGCCUUGCUCCGUGCUGGGCGGGGCCUCGGCCACUGCAGAGACUUCCGUGCUCCUUGUGAGCGCUCUCCUCAGGGCACUCUGGUGUCCCCGUUAAAUGAGUUCCCAUGGAGGAGGUUCGUAGACCCGUAUCCGUCACAAACAAGGAAUCCGUCAGAAAAUCGGCCUCAUCGCAUUAUGAUUCUGCAGGACAGGAAGUGAGCGCAGAGCUGGGAGCUGGAUGCACGCGUCCCCCGGGGCCAGAGCCCGCACGAGGUCGUUCUGCCAGCCCCACAGUCGGCCAGGGGCUUUGAGGCCAUCGGCAUAGACCGCGUACCUGGGCAGGUGGCACGGGGUGGGGCGCCGGGGGACACACACACCCAGCUGCAUCUCUCGGCCCUUGAGUGAGUUGGGAGUCCUGGAGGAAUGCCCGUUGCGUGCUCCGAAGUGACCGCAACGCAGCAGCGCUCUGUACGGGCUCAUUCCCAGGCGUUGCAGCUCCUGCGCUUGCCCAGCGCGCUCCUGUCCUACAUCGAAAUCACUACUCUAAUAACAACGGGCAAAGGUACUGGAUCUCGUCAUUUUAAAAGGCAAUCUUCUUCCCUGCUUCUAACUGACCCUAUUAAAUGCUUUUUCAGCAGAAACCUUGUCACAGAAUUUUUCCAGUUCCUUUGGUGACGGUCUCACGUCACAUAUUCUCAAAAGUCCCAUCGCAGCUGAUCGUGGGCUCCGCCUGUGACUAAGUGGUUGGAUUUCAUGACAGCUGCGCUGACCGCUGGUGGGGGGCUGUCGCCCUCGUUAACCACUGUCUGCCAGAGGGCCGCUUUCACCCACUUGGGCCCUGCAGACCUCCAAGAGGCAUUGGAGCCAAGUGGCUGUCCCUUGUCUGGACCUUCCAGCUACGACUUUGCCACAUGUGAUGGAUAUCAUGCUGUGCCGCCUUGACCUUGCCUAAGAUCCUAGCACACUGUCCCCGCUAAGCUAUGGCAUGGCCCUUGAUCCCUUCCACACCUUCAGCUGACACUGCCUGCUGCCAGGCAUGGCUGGCAGCUGGGGCCAGAGCAGCACGCGGCACAGACGGGGCACUGCUCAGUUGACCUCGAAAGCCUGGCCUGGAACACAAGUGUAACCGGUUCGUCACGGGUUUGGGGUGCUGCCAGUCACGGUGUGGCCUGACCUUGUGCUUGCAGAACACGUCCCCACCCGUAGGCAGCACCUGCCUCUUCCGGCUUUGGGUCAGGGCUGAUUCUGUGGAUGACACACAUCACCAUCCGUAAGUGUGAGUCGCUUGGUGAAUGGGUAGCUUUGAGAAUUAGGGUUUCUGGGAAACGUGCCUGUGUUUCUCAAGCAGAGGCAGAUUGCAGAGGUUCCGGCUCUCCCUUAUGGUUUGUGGCGAACACUGCUAAAGUGUAGGAGUUCCUGGCGCCCUGCCAGCGCCUUCCCUGCCACCACAUGCUAGUCACACCUGGAGGGUCCCCCGACCUCCGUCACCCAGGUGCUCUUACGGGCUUCGACGUGCUAACCCACGCCAGGUCAGCCGUUGCCUGGGAGCACUGGACAGGGCUCAGGCCCACAGGCGGUGAGGCGCGGGGUCUGCCUGGGCACCCACCCCAGGGUGUCCUGUGAACGGGCCUGCUGUCAGUGUGGUGGCUCAGACUUUGGAGCAGCCUCGCGUGACCCGCCCUGUGACCUGAUCUCACCGGCACAAGGCUUGGACCUGAGUUGGAAGACAGGAAAGAUGAUGAGCGAGAGAGAUAUAUAUGAUGGACGUCUAACCAGAGUUAGGACCUUGAGGACACAGGCAGCUACCCCAGCCCUAAGUAGGCAGCUGCUAUAAUUUUUGGACAAGGAUUUCUUAUAAGGACUUCACAAAAAAAAAUCCUUGUUCCUCUCUAUUUUUUUACAGUCAUGUAAAAUUUAUAUUUCUGAUAAAGGUACAGGCAAGUCACGUGGUUUACUUGAAAGCCAAAGAGCCUCAUUUUAGUCUCUUGAUCCUUUUCCUCUGAGAAAGAGAUGCGUUUUGAGGAACGUUCCAGGCCAGCAAAGGCGGAUUUGACCAAGCGCUUGCAGGAGCACAGGGUCAGCCCCAUGUCUCCUGGCCCUGCAAGUUUCAUACGUGCACACGCGUGCGCGCGUGCGUGGCCAUCCUUCCGCCCCUCUUCGGGCCGCAGCCGGCCUGGGCCCUGGACAGGGACACACAGCCUACCUCCAGGGUCCCCAGCCACUCCGAACUCUUCCGUUGGGGACAGGGGGUCGUGGCAGGCCCUCAUCCAUCCUUUUCUCUCCCCACUCACCUGGAUCCACAUCCGCUGCAUCCUCCUCCCAAGACCACCGCCCCCAAACUACGCUUGGUGAGGUCACAGGUUGCCAGACCCGUUGUAUCCAUGUCCUGUCAUGCUCAGCUUCAGGGCGUGCAACACCUCCUGACCACCCUCCGUGAAUCCCCCUGGUCGUCCUCCCUCCUGUGACCACUCCUCCGGUCCCAGGUGUCUCCCACGUCUCUCCCCGAGGCACCAGACCCAUAUUGUCAGCCACCAAGGGGCGAUGCCUUUUGCCAUGCAAGGGAAGGUAGUCACAGAUUCUGGGGAUUAGGACGGGGUACCCAAGGGGGCAGGCAUUCUGCCUACCACAGACCUCAAACUCGGCACCCCCCACCCCGUUUCUGCCCAGUUCCAUGCCUGGCACCACUCUACCCAGCGACCUAAGGUGCAGACUGAGCCCCCUCCAACCUGGGGCUCACUCCCCCGUGUAUACUUGAGCACCAGCCCCUCUGGACUACCUCCACCCCCUCCUCCUGCCCCCCACCCCCAGCGAGCCUCCAGCCCCUUGGGACAGCUCCUCCCACCCGCAGACCCCGGACUGUAUUUUUAGAAACCACGAGCUCUCUACACAUAUCUUUUAGUUUCGUGUUUUUAUUUCCAUGAUGACUUCUGAGUCAUCUUGCUGACUGCUCGCUAGCCACAGGAUUGCUGUGUGCAUCGCAUCUGGGACUGGACAGGCAAGCACGCCGGGGUCGCGUGUACUCAUGCAGGAGCAGCCUGUCACCCUCCAUCUGCUGAUACAAAGGCAGAACUUGUCUUUUAAAGGGAAAAUUUGCAAUUGAAAUCCAUUUCCAUCAAAGCAGCCCUCAGUUUUUAAGUCUGAGUAAAGACACUGGCAAGAGUCACACAUGCACACCAACCACAUUAGUCGUCACCAGGGGACAGAGGCCGAUUCAGCGGGCGAGUGGAGUCCUCACCGAGUGAGAGCACGUGACGUGGGUGCAGCUCUCCCGGUGUGGGUCGAAGAGAGAAGCCGCAGACCCCGGGGCACAGGCCUCCCGACCUCCCAAACCCGCAAUGACAGCGUAGACUCCAAGUGAGACUUUCACCAAACAUCACGUGUUGUUUGAUGGGACAGAGCCAUUGUUUGGAGAGGUGACAAAGCGCUGGGGCUGGAUGGUGGCGAUGGUCACGCAGCAUUGUAAACGUGCUCGGUGACACUUAAAAAUCGUUAAAAGGGUAAAUCUUAUGUAUACUUUACCACAAUUAAAAAAUCAUACUUCACACGAAA
Messenger RNA from Pteropus alecto (black flying fox), 4380 nucleotides. RefSeq names its product Fas associated via death domain (gene FADD). Bases 44 to 661 code for a protein of 205 amino acids. Gene Ontology annotation, molecular function: protein binding. Gene Ontology annotation, biological process: signal transduction; regulation of apoptotic process. The record is from RefSeq and is a predicted model, not a curated record. Lineage: Eukaryota; Metazoa; Chordata; Mammalia; Chiroptera; Pteropodidae. The transcript has 2 exons.